UUCCCCCCCCAGUUCGACCCCCGCUUAUAUUACAUCCCCCCCUCACACCACCUCACGGCUCCCCCUCACAACCUCACAAUCAUGGACCACACGCAACAACCUCCUGAAGCUGCUCACCUCGAGAAGGUCGAGGAGAAGCCCGUAGAACCCGAGGAGGAGAAGAAGAAGGAGUUUAUCACACCAGCCAUGACAGCCGCAGGUGUUGAGGCUGCAGAGGAGGCCAAACUUCGCUCUAAGUACCCAAGCGUUGGUCGGCCAAUGGCUGGCCAUUCUGCAUUUUUACAAAAGCGGCUUACCAAAGGGCAAAAAUACUUUGACUCUGGAGAUUAUCAGAUGGCUAAGCAAAAGUCUGCCAGUAACAAAUCAAGAAUGCCACCACUCCUAGCACAGCCCACUGGUGAAGCCAUUCCCACGCCAGAGUCCGUCCCUGUACGGAAGACAUCGAUCAUCCAUAGCAAACUAACUUCUGCAUCAUAAGUCAUGCCUGACCCAAUGAGCUUUCUUUUAUCAAGUUACUAUUUAGUAGGUCAAGGGAAGAUGGAGAUUCAAAAGGGUAUUUAUAACAAGGGGUGUUAAUAAGGCCACCCAUAUUUGGUACAGGCUUUUUCUCCGAGCAUUCAUGGAGGGGCCCCUGAAAAUGGUUUACAAACGUUUGCUAAGCUUAAACAGACAACUAUGCUUGCAUUGUGGAGUUCAUAAAUGAUGGAAGUAAUCAUGUGGGUGAUUAUAAUUAGUGCUAUCUUCCCUCAGCCUGCUGCUCUCCAUACCUCUGCAAUAUGGUAAAAGCUUCCCAGUCACAAGAGCAGAUAUUUUGCAGUGUGUUGGGUCAUAUCGAGGACUUUAUCAAAAGUUAAAAUUGAACUUAGAACUUAAUCAAGGCAGAUUAAUGAUUUACUUUGGACAUUUCUUUUGGAUUUUUUUUUUUUCCAUUGGAAAAAAGUUGACUUUAUUAGAUAAUAAGUAUUGUAUGUUAAUAAGUAUUGUAUGUUGACUAUGAAUUCAAAAGUAAAUUUGUUUUGUGGAAGUAUUUAAGAUAAUUUUAAUCUUUUAAUGGCUCUAGCUGAAAGUGGAGCAUUCUGCUUGAAAAUCCUUUCAAAGAUUAUAACUUUUCUAAUAGCCAUUUUUGAGCUGGAGAAGCAAUAGUUGACAAUAGUGUUUUUCUGCCUCUGUGAUCCAAUAUAUAAAUAAUAUAGCAUUGUAACAGGUGUGUUCCCGUCUGACUCAUUAAUAUUCAGGGACUGUUAAUGAUUGCAGUGUGCUUUACAAAGCCAUUUUUCUUUAACCAACAUUAUACCACCUCUGCUUCAUGUUACAGUAUAUAAUUCUUUUUGGGGAAUUUGAAAGUGCCAUUAAAUGGAAUUUGUUAAUGAUCCUUGGAAUCCAUGGAGUUAAUUUAACCCAUUUAUAGUGGAUAAUAAAGCAAAGAUGGAUGGUAGUUACCUUGAAGUGUUUCCGGGGCCCGGUCGUCGACCAGGCUGCGGGGUACGAGGAAUGUGGUUUAAGGAAUCGGCAUAUAAGUGUUUGUUGAUUCAUACAGCUGCUUGUUGGCGUGUACAGGAGUGGUCUCUUAUCAUUGUUCAUUUCAGUGUUACAUAAAUUUCAGAAUCCAAUAAUCAAAUUCUUUUAAAUAUCGUGCAAAAGUAAUGAAAAUGAAUGCGGCUUCAGCAUCAAUGUCUUUCAUAUUAAAAUAGUUAUAAAUUUUUUGCAAAUUAUUUUAUUAUAGGCAGGAAAGUUAACCAAGUUAGAGAGUACUUGUGAGCAGACUUUGCCAAACCUUCCAUCUCUUCCUGGUUAUGUACAUUACUGCUGAAACCUAUAGUAAUGCAAUUAUAUAUUUUUAUCCAAUAUCAUAGUAAUUGUGUAUAUGGGUAUCAUAUGUGGGAAGAACGUAUUAUAAUGGAUGUAAAUUUUAAAUGAAAAUAGACUUCUAGUAAACUAUUGUUUUCAUGUCAUUUUAGAAUUAAUUGGUUCCUUUUGUUAAACGUUUAUCCAAGUAUUUUUCUGUAGCGGCAUAUUCGGUGAAAUAAAUCGGCAGUUGGUUCUCGUA
Molecule: messenger RNA, 2047 nt
Organism: Procambarus clarkii (red swamp crayfish)
Lineage: Eukaryota; Metazoa; Arthropoda; Malacostraca; Decapoda; Cambaridae
Gene: endos
Product: endosulfine alpha
Cellular component (GO): cytoplasm
Molecular function (GO): protein phosphatase inhibitor activity
Source: RefSeq, a predicted model, not a curated record